Messenger RNA from Tarenaya hassleriana, 3195 nucleotides. Its product is annotated as E3 ubiquitin-protein ligase UPL5-like. NCBI's taxonomy places the organism in Eukaryota, Viridiplantae, Streptophyta, Magnoliopsida, Brassicales, Cleomaceae. Bases 119 to 2818 code for a protein of 899 amino acids. Gene Ontology annotation, biological process: protein polyubiquitination; positive regulation of protein catabolic process; proteasome-mediated ubiquitin-dependent protein catabolic process. The record is from RefSeq and is a predicted model, not a curated record. Gene Ontology annotation, molecular function: ubiquitin-protein transferase activity; protein binding. The transcript has 4 exons.
AUGAAACCCAGACGCAACCUCUACGAUCGCCUUCCCCUUCGUCUUCUCUGUAUAGCUAUUCAUACCCUUAUACACUGCAUAUUCCGCGGGCUGCGGGUGAGGGUUUUUUUGGCUUCCAAUGACUCUUGCCCGUUCUUCCUCCGCCAAUUCCGCUGCUUUUCACCGAUCCUCCUCCGCCGUGGUCGCCGGAUCCGAUCUCCACAAGCGGAAGCUCGAAGAUUUCGCCUCCUCUCCAGAUUACUGCGAUCAAUUUCACGAUAGGAUGAAGAAGCACGAGGUAGAUGACGGGUUGGCGUCCGGGUAUGGGUUUCCCGCGUUUUCCGACGAGUAUUUGGGGAGUAGCCGGAUUUUUCCGUCGGCUUCGGCGGCGGCGGAGUGUUCUUGUUCUUGCGACUCGUCGACUAGGGUUGAACUCGGGACCGAGUCGACUCGGUUGCAAUUAUUUGUGAAGACGAUGUCGGAAGGGAAAACAAUCGUGUUGCAGGCGGACAAGCACGAUACCGUCGAGCAUCUCCACCGGCAGCUUGAGCUCAUGACGGGUAUUCCGGUGACCGAGCAGCGGUUGAUUUACAGCGGGAGGCAGCUACAGUACGAGCAGUCUCUGGGUGAUUAUGCCAUUGGGAAGGAUGCCUCGCUCAAUCUCGUUGGUCGGAUGAGAAGUACGGAGCAUCCCUUGGCUUGGCAAAUGAUCGACGAUAUGAUGUCCACCGUUUGUAGGAUGUGCAGAGGUGAACCACUCAGGGAGAGUACUCCGUGCAUCGAGGAGAAGUUAACGGUGUUCUUCACGAUGAUUCCAAGGGACAACAGCGACACAGCAGCAGACUAUUUGCGGAUCUUCUUGGCCUCCUCAGCACCGGCUGCUCUGGUAAUGCUGUAUGUUUCUUCCAUAGAAGUUAACAAGUUGUAUGCUGAAAGCUACGUUGGCCAUUUCCUUACUUGUUGCCGAAACUUGCCCAAGCCGUUUUACAAUCAUUGUAUACCGAUGGUGUUAGAGUUCUGUAAGCUGCUUAGGAAAGUUGCCCCUCAUGAAAGGUUGUAUAUGUCUUGCCGGAAAACCUUGGGUUCAAUGCUGGAGUCAGUUGAGGGUUUUAGUGGAUUUAAGCAUAAAAAUGAUGGUGGAGGGUUGUUUUAUGUUCAGGAAAUUUUUCCAUUCAUCAGCGAAUUGGCUGAUAAAAUUUUGAAAGACUUGGUCUGCAGUAUGGAUUCAGUCGGGAAGUCAGAGACUUUUUCUAGUGAUGUUCGUGACUUUUCGACCUUCUUGCUUCCCUUGAGGAGGGCCAUCUUAUACAGAGUUGGCUUCUCAUUGCCUAUUAAUAUACCUCUGCAGAAAAGGGGAAGUGGCUAUUCUGCAUUGGAGCUGGAGAUUGGAUAUCUCCACUUGAUAUUCAAAAACUUUUUGAGUACGAUGGAGAAGUGUCUGGAUAAAGUAGAACACUGGUUGGGUGAAAAAAGAGCUCGAGAUAGUAAAACCAUGCCUGCAUCAUGGUCUGACUAUCUGGCCGUUCUGAAAGUAAUCAAUUCGAUAUCUAACUUCUAUCAAAGUGCUAAAGAACAACUAUUGGACGUUCUAAAGUCUAGGAGGGCUUCAGUCUGUGCCCUUAUAAGCUUUGCGAAGAGAGCUGAUGAUCACCAAUGGAUUCUUGAGUACAAGGAAGUUACGAACUUUGAAGCUAGGAGGCAUUUAGUAAUGACGAUGUUUCCAGAUGUGAAAGACGAAUUUGAGGAGCUGCAUGAGAUGCUCAUUGACCGGUCCCAUUUGUUGGCAGAAUCAUUUGAGUACAUAGGGCGUGCAGACCCUGAGUCGCUCCAUGGUGGCUUGUUCAUAGAAUUCAAGAACGAGGAAGCUACAGGUCCUGGUGUUUUGCGAGAAUGGUUCUUUGUGGUAUGCCAGGCCAUUUUUAAUCCUGCAAAUGCUCUCUUUGUUCCAUCUUUUGAGGAUCGUAGAAGGUUCUAUCCAAAUCCAGCAUCCAGGGUGGACCCAAUGCAUCUUGAGUACUUUACCUUCUCUGGUCGGGUGAUUGCUUUAGCUCUAAUGCACAAAGUGCAAGUGGGUGUGCUUCUCGACCGUGUUUUCUUCGUACAAUUGGCUGGAAUGCAAGUUUCUUUGGAAGAUAUCAAGGACGCGGAUCCUGUUUUGUACAGAGGCUGCAAGAAUAUACUAGGAAUGGAUCCUGAGGAUGUUGAUUCAGAUAUCUUGGGGUUAACUUUUGCAAGAGAAGUUGAGGAGCUGGGAAAGAGAAAUGUGGUGGAGCUCUGCCCUGGCGGGAAAUCCAUUGCCGUGACCAGCAAGAACAGGCACCAAUAUGUAGAACUUCUUAUACAACAUCGGUUUGUCACAUCUAUCUCUGAGCAAGUAUCGCACUUUUCUCGGGGUUUCAAUGACAUCCUCUCAGAUCCCAAACCACUGAGAUCCUUCUUCAAGGGUAUAGAUCUUGAAGACCUCGAUUGGAUGCUUAGGGGCCGAGAAAGUGCCAUUAACAUAGAUGAUUGGAAGGCGCACACAGAGUACAACGGAUUCAAGGAGACUGACAACCAAAUCGUAUGGUUUUGGACGAUUGUGGAGGGAAUGACGGAGGAUGAGAAGAGGUCACUGCUGUUCUUCUGGACAUCGAUCAAGUUUCUACCGGUGGAAGGCUUUGUGGGAUUAUCGUCGAAGCUUCACAUCCACAAAUUGUACGACACACAGAACCCGCUACCGCUGUCUCACACAUGCUUUUACCGCAUAUGCCUUCCUAUUUACUCAUCCUUUGCCGUCAUGGAGCAACGCCUCAGAUUCAUCACCGAAGAUCAUGUCAGCUCCAGCUUUGGCAUCUGCUGAAUAUCAAAGUAACACCUCUCUCCCUCCAUGUUUCCAUAGAAAAGAAAAAGAAGCAACUUUAUUAGUUGGUUUUUUCUGGGUUGGGAAGUAGAUUCUGCUGCGCUUAGUGUACAGAUACUUAGUUGGGGGUUAACAUUAUAGGGAUCGAUGCCAAAAUAAACAUGGAUGAGAAGGAAAAGGAGAAAGGAGAAAGGUGAAACUUUUCUCGGUUUUUUCUGGUUAGUUGGCUCUUUUGUACAGUUUGGUAGGCUGAAACAAGAUUGUGGUCUGUAAAAAUCUUUUAUGGAUCAAAUUUUUGUUAAGUAGACUGAAGGUUUUUUUUCUUUUCUUGUGUGUUAUACAACAAUCUACCAAAGAGCAAAUGCAGCAUACAUACA